Molecule: messenger RNA, 667 nt
Organism: Formica exsecta
Lineage: Eukaryota; Metazoa; Arthropoda; Insecta; Hymenoptera; Formicidae
Product: ejaculatory bulb-specific protein 3-like
Exons: 2
Coding region: 58-429 (123 amino acids)
Source: RefSeq, a predicted model, not a curated record
AACGCCGUGCUGAAUCGAUAUUCAGUUUCGCGCGAAUUCUUAAUAAAGCCAAAAAAUAUGGGUAAAUCGAGUCUCUGCUUGCUGGCCCUCCUGGCCGGCGUGUUGGCGGCCGUCAUCGCCGAGGAAAUGUACUCGGACAUGUUCGAUCAUAUCAAUCUCGAUGAGAUCUUGCCCAAUGAUGAGUUACGAAAUCAGUAUUACAAUUGUUUCAUGGAUACAGGACCAUGCAUGACAGAGGACCAGAAAUAUUUCAAGCAGCAUGCCGCUGAAGCAUUCGCGACAAAAUGUCGAAAGUGCACGGAAGUCCAGAAGAAGAACGUAGAGAAGAUAGUCGUGUGGUACACCGAGAACCGUCCCGACGAAUGGCAGGCGAUGGUGCAAAAACUCAUGGACGAUGCGAAGAAGUUGAAUAUCACCCCCGUUGCGUGAUGCUACGACCGAACGAAUCCCGACAUAUCAGCGCCUUCCGAGCUCCUGUACAUCUAAUUAUCUAUAAGUGACAAAUAAUUAGAAAGAAAAGCGAUUUUGUGCCCUCGUGUGUAGUUUUCGAGGAUGCAUAGCUGUAAUAUAUGAUACGAGCACAAUAUACAGUAGACGAAAGCAAAAAAUACAAUUUAGCAGUGUACACGUAUAAUUUUAACUGACAAUAAAAGCCGCUUGGUGAAAA